CGGCCGCGCCGCGCACGCCGCGGUAAAUGGGAGGCUCGGCCGGCGGGGGCGGGGGCCGCGCAGCCGGGGACUUUCAGGAACUGCAGGGGCGGGCGGCGGCUGGAGUCUCCGAGCGCCCAGCCGCGGGCCUGAGCGCCGACACUCGGGGCCRAGGCGGAGCCGCCGCCGCGCCGGGGCCCAGCCGUCGCCGUCGCCACCGUCCUCGCGCGCCCUCCCGGCUUGGGCCGACCCGCCGCGGCGCGGGAGACGAGCCGGCCGUCCCCGGCCGGGGGACCCGCCCGCCAUGGCCACCAAGGUUUCCACAGAGGUUUUUUUCAUUCUCGUACUGCUCCGGUGUAUUCCAUGGUGGUGCUGUGCCCUGGUUGAUGUAAGCAGCUCCCUGUUGGUAGAUGCUGGGUGGCCUCCAGUCUUCUGAUACUGCACGUGGCUGCAGUAAAUGUCCACGUGCACUGGCUCGGGUUAUGUAUGAUUUUGCUGCUGAACCUGGGAAUAAUGAACUGACGGUUAAUGAAGGAGAAAUCAUCACUAUUACAAAUCCGGAUGUGGGUGGAGGAUGGCUGGAAGGAAGAAACAGCAAAGGAGAGCGAGGGCUCGUCCCCACAGACUACGUAGAAAUGUUACCUAAUGAUGGAAAAGAUCAGUUUUCAUGUGGAAAUUCAGUGGCUGACCAAGCUUUCCUUGAUUCCCUCUCAGCAAGUACAGCUCAAGUGAAUUCGGCAGCCUCCAACAGCAGCAWCCAGGUGGAUAUUUUGGCUCAGAUUGGUUGUGUUGAAGGUCUUAGCCAGUCACCACCCUCUUCGUCUUCUCCUUCUCCUUCUUCUUCCAUUAAUAAGGUCAGCAGUGGCAAUGACCCCUGGUCAGCCUGGAGCGCCUCCAAAUCUGGGAACUGGGAUGGUUCGGAUGGCUGGGGGGCCAAGCCCGAGGGGACUGGCCCCCAGAGAAACUCUGCCAACAACUGGGACUCUGCCUUUGGCCACCCCCAAGCUUACCAAGGACCAGCAACUGGUGAUGACGAUGACUGGGAUGAAGACUGGGAUGACCCCAAGUCCUCUUCUCCUUACUUUAAGGACUCAGAGUCAGCGGAAGCAGGUGUCCAGCGGGGAAACAGUCGUCCUGGGGCCUCCUCCAUGAAGCUGCCACUUAACAAAUUUCCUGGAUUUGCAAAACCUGGAAUGGAACAGUAUUUGUUGGCCAAGCAACUAGCAAAAUCCAAAGAGAAAAUUCCCAUCAUCGUUGGAGAUUAUGGCCCGAUGUGGGUUUAUCCUACCUCUACAUUUGACUGUGUGGUAGCAGAUCCCAGGAAAGGCUCCAAAAUGUAUGGUCUGAAGAGCUACAUUGAAUAUCAAUUAACACCUACUAACACUAAUCGAUCUGUAAACCACAGGUAUAAGCACUUUGACUGGUUAUAUGAGCGUCUCCUGGUUAAGUUUGGAUCAGCCAUUCCGAUCCCUUCUCUUCCAGACAAGCAGGUCACAGGUCGCUUUGAAGAGGAAUUUAUAAAGAUGCGCAUGGAGAGACUUCAGGCUUGGAUGACCAGGAUGUGCCGGCACCCAGUGAUCUCCGAAAGUGAGGUCUUCCAGCAAUUCCUAAACUUCCGAGAUGAGAAGGAAUGGAAAACUGGGAAGAGGAAGGCUGAGAAAGACGAGCUGGUGGGAGUCAUGAUAUUUUCCACCAUGGAACCAGAGGCGCCUGACUUGGACUUAACAGAGAUAGAACAGACGUGUGACGCGGUGGGGAAGUUCACCAAGGCCAUGGACGAUGGCGUGAAGGAGCUGCUGACCGUGGGCCAGGAGCACUGGAAGCGCUGCACCGGGCCAUUACCCAAGGAAUAUCAGAAGAUAGGAAAAGCCUUGCAGAGUUUAGCAACAGUGUUUAGUUCCAGCGGUUAUCAAGGUGAAGCAGAUCUCAAUGACGCAAUAACAGAAGCAGGAAAGACUUACGAGGAGAUCGCCAGUCUUGUGGCAGAACAGCCAAAGAAAGAUCUCCACUUCCUCAUGGAAUGUAAUCACGAGUAUAAAGGCUUCCUUGGCUGCUUCCCGGAUAUCAUUGGUGCUCACAAGGGAGCAAUAGAAAAAGUGAAAGAAAGUGAUAAGCUAGUUGCAACUAGUAAAAUCACUCCACAGGACAAGCAGACCAUGGUGAAGCGAGUCGGCACCAUGUCUUAUGCUUUGCAAGCUGAGAUGAAUCACUUCCACAGUAACCGGAUCUAUGAUUACAACACCGUCAUCCGCCUGUACCUGGAGCAACAAGUGCAGUUCUAUGAAACAAUUGCAGAAAAGCUGAGGCAGGCCCUCAGCCGCUUUCCGGUUAUGUAGAACAGAGCGGAACAUGAAGAAAACUCCGAAGUGCUUCCUUCUGACUUGGGCAAUGCAGUUCAAAGUUUAUUUUUUUUCUCCAUCAUCAGAAAAAAAGAAAGAAAACCAAAAAGAAAUAAGAGUUGGAAAAGGCUGUUUUCUCUAUUAACCAGCCUGAAUGCACUAUUAUUUAGGGUUGGUCUUCUUUUGUUUAUUUCUACAUUCAUUAUUUAAACCAAUGGAAAUUGUCUCUAUUUUUGGAAAGAACUUAAAUUUAUUAGGAUUUUUGAAUGGAGAAUUAGGGGCUCCCCACUGAUAUUUUACAUAUAAUCGUAAUUUAUACAUUACCCAUGAUCUUCCGGUUCUUACCCAAUGUCAGAUAAUUAAUUACUAAUUGCUUUCUUAAAAAUAUGAAAUAUUCCAGAAUAAAAAGACACAUGUUUAUAUAUUUUUAUAACUCCUUGGUCUUCUGGRGUUCCUGUCUGUUCAGGAAGAUCCACACACCCUUCACUGUGCCAGUGCUUCUGUCUCAGGAGGGAGAGAGCCCAGGGCUCUGGGCACCUUGCCCUGCAUGUGCUGCAGGGGUCAUCUCGUGUCCCCUUGGUGGGCACAGUGGGCACACAGCAAGUGCACCUGCCUGCUGCUCUUCCGUGGAAGACAGUGCUCCCUCUGUGCCCUGCUUCCUGAUCCUGGGCAAGGCGUGUUUUUGCUAGAAAGAAUACAGCAGAAAGGCUGAAAGACCUUUUAAAAAGGCUUUAACCCCGGGCUGGUGGCCGUUCUGACUCCUGUGCCCAGGAGCACUGGGGGAGAGCAUCCUCCAGAGCUGCCACCCUUCCCAUCCUGUCCCUCCACUCGCCAUCAGAGGGAAGAAGUGCUGGGAUGGCCUGAGGUGCCACGAGAUUGCCAUGUGGACAGGAGGCCAGUCCAGGUUCUCUGAAAAGAUGGAAACCAGAAUUUAGUGCCUGGCCCCUCCCCACCAAAUGGGAGAGUUUGGGGACUGAGAUGGACGGCAGCAUGCCCAGUGUGCAGGAAGGUGCUGAUGAGAAGCCCAAGCGAUACCUGUCUUGACUGUCCAGCCUUCCUGGUCACUGAUACUUCCAUUAAGGGCACCAGGCAAAAAGGUCUCGACCUGCUGACGGCUGAUUAGCACCCGCAGGCCGCCCGCUCUACUGUUGCCUUACCACCUCAUCUGCCACCGUCCCUGCUCUGACCCAGUGAUUACAGAAACGGAAAGUCAGCAGCAAAAACAGGAGAAACCAAAGCAGUAGAUGAGGACAGUAGUCACCUGAGAACCUCCCGCUCUCCAACAUCACAGGUCUGUCACUGUUUAUAAGUAAUUCUCCCCACCUGACUUUUCCCCUAUAAAAUCCCAUAGAACAGUGUUUAUGAUACAGCCAUUUAAUAUAUGUACAAACUGUAAAGAAUAUGUAUAAAUAUUUUACACAAAUGUAAGCAUGUAGAAGCCAACGUAUAAAUAAAUUGUUUAAAAACUGUA
This is a messenger RNA of Urocitellus parryii (Arctic ground squirrel), 3789 nucleotides long. RefSeq names its product sorting nexin 9 (gene Snx9). Gene Ontology annotation, cellular component: plasma membrane; cytoplasmic vesicle. The record is from RefSeq and is a predicted model, not a curated record. Gene Ontology annotation, molecular function: protein binding; phosphatidylinositol binding. NCBI's taxonomy places the organism in Eukaryota, Metazoa, Chordata, Mammalia, Rodentia, Sciuridae. Gene Ontology annotation, biological process: endocytosis; mitotic cell cycle; cleavage furrow formation.